This is a messenger RNA of Coccomyxa subellipsoidea C-169, 876 nucleotides long. RefSeq names its product Nucleotidyltransferase. The annotation marks the transcript as partial. Lineage: Eukaryota; Viridiplantae; Chlorophyta; Trebouxiophyceae; Coccomyxaceae. Gene Ontology annotation, biological process: RNA 3'-end processing. Gene Ontology annotation, molecular function: poly(A) RNA polymerase activity; mRNA binding. The transcript is spliced from 5 exons. Gene Ontology annotation, cellular component: TRAMP complex; nucleolus. The record is from RefSeq and is a predicted model, not a curated record.
GAGCUCGUGGAGUUCUGUCGCUUCCUGGCGCCCAGCAGCAGCGAGCUGGCAUCAAGGCAGGCCGCGCUUGCGCGCGUGACAGAUGCUGUGCAGAGCAUCUGGCCCUCUGCCUCUGUGCAGGUGUUUGGCUCCUUCGUCACAGGGCUCUACCUGCCAUCAAGCGACAUGGACAUUGUGGUCAUGGACUCGCAAUGUGGAGACAUCCGAUCAGCGCUCAAGGCCGUGGCCAACAGCCUGGUCAGAAAGAACAUGGCGAAGAACAUCCAGAUCAUAGCCAAGGCGAAGGUGCCGAUCAUCAAGUUUGAGGACAUAGAGUCGGGCAUCAAGUUUGACAUCAGCUUUGACGCUGCGAAUGGCCCCGAGGCCGCGGACUUUGUCAAGGGUCUCAUGCAGAGGCUGCCUCCCAUGCGGCCCCUCGUGCUCAUCCUCAAGGUCUUCCUGCAUCAGAGGGAACUCAACGAGGUGUAUCAAGGGGGCAUUGGCUCGUAUGCGCUGCUGGUGAUGGUGGCGGGGUUUUUGCUGCUGCACCCCUCGCGGGGAGGCCCAGGGGGGGACCUUGACUUGGAGGCCAAUCUGGGAGUGCUCCUGCUGGACUUCCUGCGCCUCUUUGGCCGAUCCCUCAACACACUUGAUGUCGGCGUCUCCUGCAGGCACGGCCUCUCUUCAUGUGGUUCUGGCGGAUGUUUUUUUGGGAAGCGCGACCGGGGGAUGCUGCAGGUGGAGCGGCCCUGGAUGCUGGCUGUGGAGGACCCCAAAGACCCCUCCAAUGACCUCGGCAAGGGCAGCUACAACAUACAAAAGGUGCGCGCCCCUUCUCGUGACUCAUUAGCCCGAUUUGAUGCUUUUUGGCCUGGUUGCGGAAGCAUUGGUGUAUAA